Messenger RNA from Dermacentor silvarum, 611 nucleotides. Its product is annotated as cytochrome P450 3A19-like. The coding region runs from base 1 to 558 and encodes 185 amino acids. The record is from RefSeq and is a predicted model, not a curated record. The transcript is spliced from 4 exons. NCBI's taxonomy places the organism in Eukaryota, Metazoa, Arthropoda, Arachnida, Ixodida, Ixodidae. Gene Ontology annotation, molecular function: iron ion binding; monooxygenase activity; oxidoreductase activity, acting on paired donors, with incorporation or reduction of molecular oxygen.
AUGACAACAUCCAAGAAAGCCAUCAACAUUCCGAAGUACUCGGGAGCACCCGAGGACGUCUCCUUUGACAAGUGGCUCCGGCUCUUCGAGGUGAAGACUGCAGCCGCUGCAUGGACGGAGCGAGACAAGCUGUGCAAUUUCUCCGAUUACCUUGAAGGUAAGGCCUUCCGAUGGACGUACAGGACGUGUGUACGUAGCACCAUGGUGGGAAACAUCGCCAUUGAUGAAGGCACCCUCAUCAGAAUCCCAAUUUUUUCUAUUCAACAUGACGAAAAAUAUUUUCCAGAUCCUGAGGUGUUCGACCCUGAGAGGUUCUUAGGCAAGAACAAAGAGCGGGUCGUGCCCUUUAGCUUCCUGCCUUUUGGUGAAGGACCCAGGCAGUGUGUCGGCAUGAAGUUCGCCUCAAUGAACGUCAAGCUUGGCCUUUUCCACGUCCUUUCAAGGUUCUCAUUCGAAACGUCCUCUGAGACACAGAUUCCUCCGAAGUACCAACCGAGCAUCCUUCUUCUCCUGCCUUGCGACGUAAAGCUCAGAGUUAUCGACAGAAAGAGCCAGUAGGGUGUAACCACAGAAGAGCCAGAGUGACCACGGACUAGUGUGAUGAAAAUAAA